AUGGGAGUGAAAGAGAAGAAUGAAGGAUGGCUACAGAAUACAGAUAAGUAUAACUAUACAGAUAGUGAUAAUUUUGAUAUAAGUAAGACGUUUUGGGAUAAAGAAAAUUCUAGGAAGAGUGUAGACAUUUCCACAGCAGUAUGGCAGCCCUCAAAUAUAGAGAAUGCAGGCCAAGGAACUUCAAGAUUUUUCUUGUUAUGUUCAGUGAUUCUUAGGGUUGCAACAGAAAUCCAGAUUUUAAUUAAUCCUGUGAAUUUGCCUGAAAAUAUGCCUCCUGGGACACAACUAAGCAGAGCUUAUGACAAAGAUGUAGUUGGAAAACCAGAUGCUUAUCAUUUUUUGAAUAAAACAAAUGAGUUUAUAAUUAAUUCAGAUUCUGGUGUGAUCACAAGUACCAAAAUCUUUAAUUUUGAGAUGGAUCCAAGAAGGUUCCUGUUGAUAGUUGACACAGGAGGAAGUAAGAGGCAUGUUUUGACAAUCAAUAUUAUUGAUUUACCUGAACAGCCAGACUGUUCUGUUGAUCCUCAGUUUUCUUCUGGAACAGCUACUAUAGCUAUUGAUGAGAAUUACCCAUUAUUUCAGUCCAUCUACAGAGUAAUGGCCACAGAUGAAGACAUUGAAGAUAAUGGUAGACUAAAGUAUUCAAUUGAAACACAAUCUUCUGGACCCAAGAAUGGAGCAAAUUGCUUUGGUGUGGAUUCUGUAACUGGUAUUGUUAGCCUGAGAUCUGAACAAUCUCUGGACUUUGAUGCAGGAUAUCAUGUAUUCCAACUUGCAUUAAGGGCAACUGACACCACAGGUCUGUUCUGCCAAGGAACACUGACUAUCAUGAUCAGAAAUAUAAAUGAUGAAAAGCCUCAAUUUGAAUCAUUUCCUUUCGAUUCCAUUAAUGUGACUGAGAAAAAAUCUGUUGGAGAUAUUAUCGCAAGAGCAAAAGCUACAGAUCUAGAUGAAGAUAGCAACAUCACUUAUUCUUUUAAAACUCAACAGACAGUGUUUGGUUUGGACCCUGUAACAGGCAUAAUUACUCUGCUUCAGCCUUUGACUCUUGAUAACUCAAAUAAUCCUAAUGCCUACCCUUUGGAAAUUGAGGCCAAAGAUAAUGGAAAUAAUACCAGCUCCUACUUAUUUACAAUUUUUGUAGAGGAUGUAGAUGAUCCUGUUAUCUGUGAUCCUGGCUUUUCUACUGGAGGAGGUGUCUCUGUAGUUAUUCCUGAAAACAUUCCACCAUCUGCUUUUAUAUACAUGAUUCUUGCAAGAGAUCCAGACCCAGGUCAAGAGGUUGAACGUUUCCAGAUAGUGAUUUCUGCCAGAACCAGAGGAAACAUGUCUCUGGAGUCAUGCACUGGCACCAUCACAGUAAACAUCCAGAAUGUUAAUGAUGAGAUUCCAGUCUUUGCAUAUCGACCAGAUAGACCUAUAUAUAUUUAUGAAAAUCUACCCCUUGGAAGAGAACUAGUCAAAUUAACAGCAAAUGACAGAGACAUAGGAGACUCUGUCCAUUAUGAAUUUGUGGGAACUUUCAAAGGGUUUUCCAUAAAUGAUGAUUCUGGACUGAUCACAAUUUCACAACCAUUAGAUUAUGAAGAUCCUGCCAUUCCGCAAUCUUGGAUAUUAAAAAUCAGAGCUUAUGACAAUGAUCGAAUGCAUUCCACCACAGGAAUGCUAACUGUCAUUUUACAAGACAUAAAUGACAAUCCACCACAGUGUACUCAGGACUAUUAUAUAAUUGAAUUUCCCGAAAAUAUUCCACUUGAAACUUGCUUAGUGUCUUUAAUUUGUACUGAUAAGGAUGGAACAUAUCCCAAUAAUAACAUCACUUAUCAUCUGAUCUUGGAUGAAUUUUCAAAUGAAACAUUUACCCUCACCAACAAUGAAAUAAAAAUUGGACCUAAUCAACUGAAUUAUGAUAAUUUUGUUUUUGCUGGGAUGCAAUUUAAAUAUACUCUUUUUGUUAGAGUAUCUGAUGGAGGUACCCCAGGAUUAUCAACUACUAUUACAAUUAUUUUACAUGUGACUCGUAUAAAUGAAUUAAAUCCAAUUGGUAACAUGCCAGCUUUUAUAUUCAGUGUACCUGAAAACAGUGCAGUGGAUACCUUUAUUGGGAGAGUUGCAUUUACAGAUACUGAUUGGCCAUUCAAUAACCUAAAAUAUGCAAUUGAUGGAGGUAAUCUGAGAACACCAUCCAAAUUUUACAUCGAACCAAACACAGGAAUGAUAAAACUGUUGGAUUCAUUAGACAGAGAGGUUCAAGCCCAAUACAGGUUAGUAGUCAGAGUAACAGAUAAGGACAAUGACAUUGAACCUGAUCCACUGAGACAGAGAAGUAGUUCUGCUCUUGUGACCAUCAAUGUUCUGAAUAUAAAUGAUGAACCUCCUAUCUGUAAUCCACCACAUUUGGAAAAGAUUAUGUAUGCUCCAACCAGGAUACCCUUUCUUCAACUGAAUUGUUCUGACAAAGAUUCUUCUCAUAAAGAACUCAGCUAUUCAAUUAUAAGAGGAAACACAAACAACUGGUUCACACUAGAGAGACCAGGUGUUGAUCCUCCUUCUUUGGCCACCACUAAAAAUUUCCAGUCCGAUGUGUUUCGAGAGAUUAAAGAUCCCACGACUUUCCAGCUACUUAUUGAAGUUACUGAUGAAUUAGGUGGGAAUAAAGCUAGUCAGCUGUCAACCACUGCAACUGUUAUAAUUCAUAUGUUGCCUUGGACUACCAUUCAGCCAACUACAGCCACAAAAACAACAAUUACAACAAGAGUAAGUACUUAG
This is a messenger RNA of Monodelphis domestica (gray short-tailed opossum), 2769 nucleotides long. NCBI's taxonomy places the organism in Eukaryota, Metazoa, Chordata, Mammalia, Didelphimorphia, Didelphidae. The record is from RefSeq and is a predicted model, not a curated record.